This is a messenger RNA of Populus nigra (black poplar), 878 nucleotides long. Its product is annotated as protein SOB FIVE-LIKE 4. Gene Ontology annotation, biological process: cytokinin biosynthetic process. Bases 269 to 664 code for a protein of 131 amino acids. Lineage: Eukaryota; Viridiplantae; Streptophyta; Magnoliopsida; Malpighiales; Salicaceae. The record is from RefSeq and is a predicted model, not a curated record. The transcript has a single exon.
AGUUGGCUAUGAUAACCUGUAUUUUGGUUGUUAAAAAGGGAUAGCUUUUAGAAAUAUAUAAAAAUAUAGAGAGAAUGAAUAUGAGAUGUCAAAUCUCAUUCUAGCUCACCAUAAAUAGGGAUUUUAUGCAGUCUUCAGAGUGUAAUUUUGUUUCACAACUCUGUCUCUCCCUCGCUUCUUUAGCCUUCCAAGAUAUAAAGACAGCAAAAAGUAAUUCUCUCAGAGAAGCUCAACGAGACUCCCUUCAUCUCUGCCCUCAGCAUCAGAAAUGGAUUCAUACAAACAAAUUUUAGGCGCAGAAGGAUGCAGCAGCAGCGAAUCUGGGUGGACAACGUACCUUGCCUCUCCCGUGCAAGAAGAUGAGGAUGACGAGGGCAGUUAUGAUGGUAAUAACUACAAGGCUCAUAAUAUGAGUAACAAUUAUCACUACGCUGCUGCUGCUGAUGAAGUCAGUGAUGACUCAAUGGCUUCUGACGCUUCGUCCGGUCCCCAUCAUCAAAACACCCAUGAGAACGGUCGUGGAACAGUACAUUUUAAGCACAACAAGGGCGGUCAUUUCAACCUCCAAUCUUCCUCAGCCAAAAAAACAGGGAAAAAGGACAAGAAGGGUGAUAAAAACAGUGCUAAAAAGAGCCGGAAACUUGAUGCUCAAAGAAAACACUAGUGGUCCUAUUAGCAGAGAGCAAGAUUCUUACAACUCGACGUCACAGACAGAUGAGAACAUGUAAUUUUUCUCAUAAAUGUUCUUAAAGUGAGGAAACAUACUCCAGAUAUUUUCUAUCCAAAACUUUUAUGUUCCAUAUUCACUGUAUUCAUGAAAUAAAUUGUGAGGCUGCACAGUCAAGAGAAACAAAAUAUAGGAACCAUUUCUCAUUUAA